Molecule: messenger RNA, 771 nt
Organism: Synchiropus splendidus (mandarinfish)
Lineage: Eukaryota; Metazoa; Chordata; Actinopteri; Syngnathiformes; Callionymidae
Gene: odf3l2a
Product: outer dense fiber of sperm tails 3-like 2a
Exons: 5
Coding region: 1-771 (256 amino acids)
Cellular component (GO): cytoskeleton
Source: RefSeq, a predicted model, not a curated record
AUGGAGGAGGCGGCGAAGAAGCGGCCGAUCAUCUCGGCAAGGGAACGAGGCCCCGGCCCGGGACGCUACGCUCUCCCCCCUACCGUGGGCUACAUCAACCAUGACUUCACCAAGCCCAGCAGCCCGGCCUACUCCUUCCACAGCCGCCUGAGCAGUGCCAUGGUCUCUGUGGACUCCAGUCCCGGACCGAGAUACCACGUGGAUGCCAAAGUCACAAGGUUUGGCCGGACCGACACCCCGGCCUUCUCCAUCUUGGGCAGGGGUCGACCCUCUGCUGGUAAAGGUGAGGUGUUCCAGACUCCAGGUCCAGGAGCCUACAGCCCAGAAAGAGCGCCCCCUCUGAACUCCCACCGGAGACCCCCGUCCUUCACCAUGGGCUCCCGCACCAGAUACUGCACGGAGGACGCAGUCCCAGCCCCCAACAGGUACACUCUCCCGAGCUUGCUGGGCUCCCAGGUUCCCACCAAGUCAUCCAGCGUCAGCUUCAGCAUGUCCAGCAGGAGGCGGGUGGGGGCGCCCUCUGAGGACCUCGCCAAGAGUCCCGGACCCGGGAAGUACAACAGCACCGACCCCGAUGUGUACCGCCAGCGCCAGCCCUCUUUCUCUAUGCAGGGCAGAACCAAGAGACCUAGCUACUCCUCGGCCAAUCCCGGGCCCGGAGCCUACAGCCCUGAGAAGUUCCACCUGCAUCUCCGCAGAGCCCCGUCGUUCACACUAGGGGUCCGACACUCUGAGUUCAUCACCCCUCUGGUGCUGCGGGUCACUGACUGA